AUGUCUCAAGCUUUCGUUCAGCGCCCUGCUCCCGAGUUCUCGGCCACUACCCUCUUCCCCGGAGGCGAGUUCAGAGACAUCAAGCUCUCUGAGUUCCAGGGACAAUGGGUCGUCCUUCUCUUCUACCCCAUGGACUUCACCUUUGUCUGCCCGACCGAGAUUAUCCAGUACAACAACGCCCUCGACCGCUUCCGCGAGAUCAACACCACCGUCCUUGGUGUCUCCACCGACUCCCACUUCACCCAUCUCGCCUGGGUUGAGAAGCCCCGCAAGCAGGGCGGUCUGGGCCCCGACCUGGAGCUCCCCCUCAUCGCCGACAAGAGCACAAAGAUCUCCCGCAGCUACGGCGUCCUGAUCGAGGAUGAGGGCAUCGCCCUGCGCGGUCUCUUCAUCAUCGACCCCAAGGGCGUCCUCCGACAGAUCACCGUCAACGACCUUCCUGUCGGACGUGACGUUGAGGAGACCCUCCGCCUCGUCAAGGCCUUCCAGUUCACCGACGAGCACGGCGAGGUCUGCCCUGCCGGCUGGCAGGAGGGCGGAAAGACCAUGAAGGCCGACCCCAAGGGCAGCCUCGAGUACUUUUCCGUCGCGGGCGAGAAUGGUGAGUCUGAGUCCCGCAAGCGACCCAGGACUGAAUAA
This is a messenger RNA of Fusarium sp. VM40, 639 nucleotides long. NCBI's taxonomy places the organism in Eukaryota, Fungi, Ascomycota, Sordariomycetes, Hypocreales, Nectriaceae. The record is from the annotation of a GenBank genome assembly.